AUGCCACCUCAGUCCCCACCCCCUAAACCCCAAAACUUCACCUUCUUCCACGGCCACCGCAAGCCCUCACAGAACCGCCCUACAGUCCGCGGCGGCCUCUUCUCCAACCGCGUCUCCCUCCCAAACCGCAGAUACCCCACCGCCGCCCCCCAACCUCAGUCCUUCGAACUCUCCAAAUGGGAUCCACACCUCCCCCAAUCCUCGCCGUCCACUUCAUCAUCCAACCCUGCCGACACGACACUCCUCUCAUUUCUCUCCCCUAUCGCUCGCUUCAUUCUCGACGCGUUCCGCAAGAACCAGAACCACUGGGGCCCACCAGUCGUCUCGGAGCUCCGAAAGCUCCGCCGGGUUACGCCCGACCUCGUUGCCGAGGUGCUCAAGGUCCAAAACGACCCCGUCUCCGCUUCCAAGUUCUUCCACUGGGCAGGUAAGCAAAAGGGUUUCAAGCACACUUAUGCUUCCUACAAUGCCUUGGCCUAUUGUCUGAACAGGUCCAACCGGUUCCGGUCCGCGGACCAAGUCCCAGAGUUGAUGGACUCGCAGGGCAAACCCCCCAGCGAGAAACAGUUUGAGAUUCUCAUCAGAAUGCACUCCGAUGCCAAUAGAGUGAAGUCGGGUUAUUUGGAUUUGGCAUUAUCGGUUUACGAAGACUUUAGGGGUGAUGGGUUGGUCGAGGAGAGUGUUACUUUUAUGAUCUUGAUAAAGGGUCUUUGUAAAAUGGGAAGAAUGGAUGAAAUGUUGCAGCUUUUGGAGAGAAUGAGGGUGAAUUUGUGUAAACCUGACGUGUUUGCAUACACGGCAAUGGUUAAGGUUUUGAUUUCAGAGGGGAACUUGGACGGCUGUUUGAGGGUUUGGGAGGAAAUGAAGAGAGAUAGGGUAGGGGCAGACGUUAUGGCAUAUGCAACUCUGGUUACGGGUCUGUGUAAGGGAGGGAGGGUGGAGAAGGGAUACGAGUUGUUUAGGGAGAUGAAGGUUAAGGGUUUCCUGAUUGAUAGAGCCAUUUACGGGGUGUUGAUUGGGGGGUUCGUGGCAGACAGGAAGGUUGGAGCGGCAUGUGAUUUGUUGAAGGAUUUGAUGGAUUCAGGGUAUAGGGCAGAUUUGGGGAUAUAUAAUUCUCUUAUUGAGGGUUUAUGUAAUGCGAAGCGGGUUGACAAAGCUUAUAAGAUUUUCCGAGUUACAGUUCAAGAGGGUCUUCAGCCAGAUUUUGCUACGGUGAAUCCCAUUUUGGUGUCUUAUGCUGAGAUGAGAAGAAUGGAUAACUUUUGCGAUAUGCUUGCAGAGAUGGAGAAAUUUGAUUUUCCUGUUAUUGAUGAUCUUUCAAAAUUCUUUUCCUUUAUGGUAGGAAAGGAGGAUGGAGUCCCGUUAGCUUUGGAAGUGUUUGGGGAGUUGAAAGUUAAAGGAUGUGGAUUUGCAGCCCGAUGCGUCUACUAUAGCAUUGCAAUUAUGUGUUUUGUUGAAGAUGAGGACAUCCAUGAGGCUUGUGCCUCUCAUAAUAAGAUAAUUGAGAUGUCUUGUGUUCCUUCUAUCUCUGCUUAUUGUUCUCUUGCAAGAGCUCUUUGCAAAGUUGGCGAGAUUGAUACAGUUAUGCUGCUUGUUCGUGACUGCUUAGCCAUACUAAAUGAGAUGAUGCAGCAGGGUUGUCCUCCGGAUGAUGUUAUAUACUCUGCUAUAAUCUCUGGCAUGUGUAAGCAUGGAACAAUAGAGGAGGCAAGGAAGAUAUUUUCUAAUUUGAAAGAGCGCAAACUUUUAACAGAAGCCAACAUGAUUGUGUAUGAUGAAGUAUUAAUUGAACACAUGAAGAAGAAGACGGCAGAUCUGGUGGUGUCAGGAUUGAAGUUUUUUGGUUUAGAAUCCAAGUUGAAAGCAAAGGGUUGUAAACUGCUGUCGGGAUGA
Messenger RNA from Prunus armeniaca (apricot), 1893 nucleotides. Lineage: Eukaryota; Viridiplantae; Streptophyta; Magnoliopsida; Rosales; Rosaceae. The record is from the annotation of a GenBank genome assembly.